This is a messenger RNA of Daucus carota subsp. sativus, 1213 nucleotides long. Its product is annotated as probable UDP-arabinopyranose mutase 1. Gene Ontology annotation, molecular function: UDP-arabinopyranose mutase activity. Bases 10 to 1047 code for a protein of 345 amino acids. Gene Ontology annotation, biological process: UDP-L-arabinose metabolic process; plant-type cell wall biogenesis. Lineage: Eukaryota; Viridiplantae; Streptophyta; Magnoliopsida; Apiales; Apiaceae. The transcript is spliced from 4 exons. The record is from RefSeq and is a predicted model, not a curated record. Gene Ontology annotation, cellular component: cytosol; Golgi apparatus.
GCUUCAACCAUGGCUACUGCUUCUCCUCCCUUGAAAGAUGAACUUGACAUUGUGAUACCUACUAUUAGAAACCUGGAUUUCUUGGAGAUGUGGAGGCCUUUCUUUCAGCCUUACCAUCUCAUCAUUGUUCAGGAUGGUGAUCCUUCUAAACAAAUCAAAGUUCCUUAUGGUUUUAAGUAUGAUCUCUAUAAUCGUAACGACAUUAACAAGCUUCUGGGUCCUAAGGCUUCUUGCAUUUCUUUUAAGGACUCUGCUUGUCGUUGUUUCGGUUACAUGGUUUCCAAGAAGAAGUAUAUUUACACCAUUGAUGAUGAUUGCUUUGUUGCGAAAAAUCCAAGUGGUCAAGACAUUAAUGCACUGGAGCAGCACAUCAAGAAUUUGCUCUGUCCAUCCGCUCCCUACUUCUUCAACACCCUGUAUGAUCCCUAUGCAGAGGGUGCUGAUUUCGUCCGGGGCUAUCCUUUCAGUCUUCGAGAGGGUGUUCCCACGGCUGUGUCACAUGGACUCUGGCUUAACAUUCCGGAUUAUGAUGCGCCUACACAACUUGUGAAGCCUAGCGAGAGGAACACUAGGUAUGUGGACGCAGUCAUGACAAUACCAAAGAGCACCUUGUUUCCCAUGUGUGGUAUGAAUUUGGCAUUUGAUCGCGAUCUCAUUGGCCCUGCUAUGUACUUCGGUCUCAUGGGAGAGGGCCAGCCUAUUGGUCGCUACGAUGAUAUGUGGGCUGGCUGGUGUGUCAAGGUAAUCUGUGACCAUUUGGGGCUAGGAGUGAAGACAGGGCUUCCCUACAUAUGGCACAGCAAAGCAAGCAAUCCUUUUGUCAACUUGAAAAAGGAGUACAAAGGCAUCUUCUGGCAAGAAGAGAUCAUUCCAUUUUUCCAAGCAGCAGUCCUUCCAAAGGAGUGCACUACUGUUCAAGCUUGCUACAUUGAGUUGUCGAAGCAAGUCAGGGAAAAGCUUGGCAAGAUUGACCCUUACUUCACUAAGCUUGCGGAUGCUAUGGUCACGUGGAUCGAGGCCUGGGAUGAACUCAACCCGUCUAAGUAGGCCGACAGCAAGUGAAGAUGUAGACAAACAAUCAGAGUCUUUUCUAGGCUUCAAAAUAGUGUUAUAUCAUCAACCAUAUAUGUCUUCUAAAGUUUAAGUAGUUAUCUUCAUCAUGUGAUCUCUUGCAUUUACAAAAUGAACAAGUAAUACAUUCUAUAUUUGCCUA